AUGGUGAAUGAAGAGCCUAACCAGCAAGAGCGCGAUGACACCCCUUCGCAGACUUACGCCCUCGGGGAGAGCCCCAGCCUCUCCGUCCAUCCCAGCAUCUCAGCCCAUCCAAGCGUCUCCAUCCACCCCAGUGUCUCUGCGCACCCCAGUAGUUCGGCCCACCCCAGUACCUUGACUCAACCCAGUGGCUUGGCCCACCCCAGUAGCUCCGGCCCUGAGGACCUUAGCGUGAUCAAGUUGAGCAAGCGCCGAUGGGCUGUGGUCCUGGUGUUUAGCUGCUACUCCAUGUGCAACGCCUUCCAGUGGAUCCAGUACGGCUCCAUCAAUAACAUCUUCAUGAACUUCUACGGGGUCAGUGGCUUUGCCAUCGACUGGCUGUCCAUGUGCUACAUGCUGACCUACAUUCCUCUGCUCCUGCCGGUGGCCUGGCUCCUGGAGAAGUUCGGCCUGCGCACCAUCGCCCUCACCGGCUCCGCUCUCAACUGCCUGGGGGCCUGGGUGAAGCUGGGCAGCCUGAAGCCACAUCUCUUCCCAGUCACCAUGCUGGGCCAGGUCAUCUGCUCUGUGGCCCAGGUCUUCAUCCUGGGCAUGCCCUCCCGCAUUGCUUCUGUCUGGUUCGGGGCUAAUGAGGUGUCAACAGCCUGCUCCGUAGCUGUCUUUGGCAAUCAGCUUGGAGUUGCCAUUGGGUUCUUGGUCCCUCCUGUCUUGAUACCCAACAUCAAAGACCAGGACAAGCUUGCCUACCACAUCAGCAUCAUGUUCUACAUAAUAGCAGGUGUGGCCACUCUGCUUUUCAUCCUUGUCAUCAUCGUAUUCAAGGAGAAGCCUAAACAUCCCCCCAGCAGGGCCCAGUCCUUAAGCUAUACCUUGACGUCCCCUGAUGCUUCAUACUUAAGUUCCAUCGUCCGACUCUUCAAAAACCUCAACUUUGUGCUGCUCGUCAUCACCUAUGGUCUGAAUGCUGGUGCUUUUUAUUCCUUGUCCACUCUGCUGAAUCGCAUGGUGCUCUUGCAUUACCCGGGUGAAGAAUUGAAUGCUGGAAGAAUCGGCCUGACCAUCGUGGUUGCAGGAAUGCUUGGGGCUAUGAUCUCAGGCAUCUGGCUGGAUAGGACCAAAACCUACAAGCAGACAACUUUGGUGGUCUAUAUCAUGACUGUGGUGGGCAUGGUGGUUUACACAUUGACCUUGAACCUGGGACACCUGUGGAUAGUGUUCAUCACGGCUGGUGUAAUGGGCUUCUUUAUGACUGGCUUCCUCCCGCUGGGAUUUGAGUUUGCUGUGGAGCUGACAUACCCAGAAUCAGAAGGCAUGUCGUCUGGCCUCCUCAACGUGUCUGCCCAGGUAUUCGGGAUCAUCUUCACCAUCUCCCAGGGCAAGAUUAUCGACAACUAUGGAACCAUGCCUGGGAACAUCUUCCUGUGUGUGUUCCUCACCCUUGGAGCAGUCCUCACUGCAUUCAUUCGGGCAGAUCUCCGGAGGCAGAAAGCAAACAAAGAAACUACUCAGAAUAAACCCCCGGAGAAGGAGGAGAGCAAAACCAGCAAAGCCUCCACCAGUGUAUUGGAGGUGCGCCUCUGA
This is a messenger RNA of Mesoplodon densirostris (Blainville's beaked whale), 1578 nucleotides long. It is a transcript of the gene FLVCR2, whose product is annotated as FLVCR choline and putative heme transporter 2. The record is from RefSeq and is a predicted model, not a curated record. Gene Ontology annotation, molecular function: heme binding; heme transmembrane transporter activity. Bases 1 to 1578 code for a protein of 525 amino acids. Gene Ontology annotation, biological process: transmembrane transport; heme export. NCBI's taxonomy places the organism in Eukaryota, Metazoa, Chordata, Mammalia, Artiodactyla, Ziphiidae. Gene Ontology annotation, cellular component: membrane. The transcript has 10 exons.